UGUUGUCUUAAGUCACCCAGUCGGUGGUACUUUGUUAGAGCGGCCCUAGGAAACUAACACACCCACCCACUAUAAACGACUAGAAAAUUGGACAAAACAUAUCAAACAAUUGUUUGCAGACAUUGGACAGCCGGCAGUACAGGCCUACUCUCUGUGGGGAAAGAUACCUAAAUUGCGUAGGGGGCACCCAUGUGGACAACCAGUGCAGUCAAGGCUAAGCUGGAAAGUUCUGUGUUUGGGCGCCUGGAUCCCUACUGGAUGGCACCUCCCGUGGAGUCGGCAGCUGGUUAUCUAGACUUCUGUCUUCCCACCUCCAGCCCGUGCAGUGUUGUUCCGACUGAGCCCUCGGUAAAUAAGUGAGGCAUCCGCUUGGACCGUGUUUCCCAAGGUCAUCCUGCAGUUGAAAGUUCGGAUCUGUAACAGUGGUUCUAACCCUGGCUGGAAUUUAGAAUUACCUGAGGAAUCUUCUCAGUGUAUCGAUGCUGGGGCCCCAUCCCAGACCAGUUCAGCUCAGAUGUAGGAGAGGGGCGGGACCCUAGCAUUAAGGUUUUUUAAAACCUCCCCAGGAAAUUCUGUCAUGCAGCCAAAGAGAAGACCCACUGAUCUGUAUCUUACUUCCCAAACUGUUUUGAACAACGCUCCUAAAACGUAAUGAACAGGCGCUUCUUCGUGUAGGCAUCUUAUAAGUUACUCCUCUGCCGUAAUGUAAGUGCAUCCAUCCUCGAAUUCGCCCAAGCAGGUGGAUGUUUUGUUUCAUGGCUGUUGUUGCGUUGGUGUCCUCCCAGCCCACUCUGGGAACUUUUCCUCAGAGGAAACACAGCUUCCUGAUGCUCCGGCAGUGAUUCCCUGGAGUGGCUGUAGGUCCUCCUGGCCGCUAUGUGAAAUCUAGUGUAUUAGUUUCCCAGGGCUGCAUGACAAAGCACCAAGACCGAGUGGCUUCAAGCAAUAGACAUUUAUGCUCUCACACUUCUGAAGGCCAGAAGUCCAAACUCAAGGUGUCUGCAGGGCCAUGCUCUCUCUGAAGGCUCUAGGUGAGGAUCCUUCCCUGCCUCUUCCUGGCUUCUGGUAUUUGCCCGCCAUCGUUGGCUUGUAGAUACAUCACUCCAAUCUUUGUCUCUAUUGUCACACGGCCUUCCCCCGUCUCUCCACGUCGCCUUACCCCUGUGUGUGUCUAUCUUUGUGUCGAUUCUACUCUUCUUAUAAGGAUGCCACUUGCAUUGAAUUAAGGCCAAUCCUACUCUGGUAGGACCUCAUCGUAAUUUACAUCUUAAAUGCAUCUGCAAAGAUCCCAUUCCCAAAUAAGGUCACAUUCACAAGGGCCAGGGUUAGAACUUCACCAUAAUCUUCUGGAAGGACACAAUUAACCCACAACACCAGGAUUACCACAUGUGUGCUGAUUGCACCUGGCCAGUGGGGCUUAGUUACCUUUGCUUGAAAUUAACACCUCCAUCUUUUCUCUUGGUCAUUUUCUUUAAGCACAGGUCUGUUGGCUAUCCAAGCAGAGUGCUCUAUCCUUGCAGUUCAAAGUGUGGUCCACCUUCAGGCAGCAUCCACAGCACUUGGGAGUUUGUUUGAAAUGCAGAUUCUCAGGUCCCACCUUAAACUCACUGAUUUGGGAAUCUGCAGUUUAGCAAGAUCUCCAGGUGAUGCAUAUACACGUCACAUUUCGAAAAGCAGUGCUUUAAAAACCAAAGGCUCAGCUUCCUUUUAUACUGUUGAAUGAUUCUGGUUGCUAUGAGCACAUAAUGUCCUUCGCUUAAAUAGGAAUGAACCAUUAAACACUCUUUUCUUAAAUACCUUCUAAUUAUAUUUUGAAAUGUAUUUGAAGUAAAACUGUUCUGAAGUUAUGAUUUCAAGUGCUCUGAUUAGUUUAAUCAAAACUAACCAAAUCUGAAUUAUCAAGUGAAUCAUUGUAAGAAAAAUCUUCCAACGGAAUUAUCUCCAGCCUAUAUCACCCAAGUCCGGAUGGAGUGAGGGAAGAGCAUGAUUACUCUGGAAAUUAAAAAAAAACAUUUGUUACCAUUUUGGAGGAGAACCACAAAAUAGCUGUUCUCAAAUGUCAAACGUUUAUUUUAUGUAGCCCUAGCUAGAACACUGGAUAGACGUAUUAGGGAGGCACUUUGGGAAGGAUUAUAAACAGUGAUUUCCUAACAAUGAGUUGUUAAAAUACAGGAUAGACUGCCUUAUGAAACUGGGACACUUGUGAUUGAUGAAGAGAAAAAUCUUGUUCUGAAAAGGCCGAUUAGGUAGCUUCCAAGGAUGUUUCCAACUCAAGAUUUCAUGUUGUUGCAAAACUACUCUGAAACUGUAAACUUCAGAAGGAUGGCUCUUUUCUUUUUGGAACUUAUUUCUGGCCUUUGGUUAUGAGUCCAUUGCCUUGAAAUAUUUCUAAUGUGCAUCAGAGUCAUAGCUCAGAAAAAAUCUGUGUUUUAAGCUCCAUUUCAGUAUUUAUCCUGACGACUAUCUUACUUCAACCAGAAUAAUGUAAGAGCCUUUUAUUUGUUGGUGUGUAAGUGUAUAGACGCAAAUAGCCCAAAGAGCCAUUAAGAUGGUCCACUGUCAAUAUAAGAAUACAGGUUAUUUCUUUUCUUUCUAAUAAAUUUUUGUCAAUUAAAACCUCACAUGAUAUGAGUUAACAUUGCUUUUAUGCCUCAUACUGAAUGUCUAUUUUAUAUAGUUUUUCUUCCUUACUUGUGUCUACUUUGGUUGUGUCUCUUCACAACAUCUGUUACCCUUUAAAAAAUCUGCCUUUUGAUGCUUCUCAGAGUCUAUUUAUACCACAGUAAUUGUUACCUUAGGCUUAUUUCCCCAAUUAGAUCCAUCCAUCCAUCCAUCCAUCCAGUUUAUUUUUUCAACAGACAUUUUACUGAACAUGUACUAUGUGUAGGAUGUUAUUCUAGGUGCUGAAGAUACAGCGAUAGCAAGAAAUAUUGCCCGCUCUGGAGAAGGUCACAGGGAUGUUAUCUCUACCAGGAAAAGACUUUGUUUUGCUUACUACUAUAUCCCCAGCAUCUAGCUUAGUUCCCGGCACAUAUAUGCAUUUAUGUAGGAGCACUCCAGCCCGAGUUUCUGGAAGAUCAAUACCAGAUUCCAGAGGUUAGAAGGUUAGAUCAGUGUUCUUUCCCGCCCUGUUGAUAGCAGGGUAACUUUAAUGUUGUGCGUUUCCAGAGUCUGUUUACACAGUCUCAGAACCCUGAGUCUUGUGUGUGUGUUGAAGAUUUCUCUUUCAUCGGAGUGCACCCCCGGCCCCCCAGGACUGACAGGUCUCCCAAAGCCUCCACGCCCGCGUGUGAGCUGUGAGCGUUACAUCCAUCCCUGUUUCUGAGGAUGGCAUCUACGUUUGGCGACGAUCCUCUUGCUAAAGUUCACAAAGCACUUCAAAGUCAGGAGUCGCCGCCUAACCCAGGCCGCGAUGCCCUUCCCGGGGCCCUCGGUGCACGCCCCCCGCUGACCACCUGGGAGCACCGGCGCGCACAGCCCACCGCACACUCCCCGCGAGCGGAGCCAGACGGCGGCGGCGGCGAGACCCAGCCCCCGGGGCAGAGCGCCGCUACCCCAACCUGCUAGCUGUCUGCCGCCCGGUCUCCCACGCCUCCACCCCUCCCCUCCCCUCCCCGGCCUUCCCCGCCGGUCCAUCCCCGCGCCCGCCGCCGCCUCCCUGGGAAGCUUGUCCCUCGCCACCCGCCGUAGCCCGGCGCUGGCCGGUCGCCGUCUCCAAGAUGGCCGCGGCGCGAGCGGCUCCUGCGGCGGGCUAGAGGCGGAGGCGGAGCCGAGUCACUCCUGCACUCCGGGGCUCCGGUCCCCCGCGCCAGGCUGCAGCUUACUGCCCGCCGCGGCCAUGCGGGGCUCCGUGCACGGAUGAGAGAAGCCGCCGCCGCCGCCGAGCUGGUCCCGCCGCCCGCCUUCGCCGUCACUCCCGCCGCCGCCAUGGAGGAGCCGCCGCCGCCGCCGCCGCCGGAACCCGAACCCGAGCCGGAGCGCUGCCGGGCGGCGAGACAAGAGUGCGCAUUGGGAGAUUCAGCUUGUAAGAAUUCUGAGUCUGAUCCUGAGGACUUUUCAGAUGAAACAAAUACAGAGAACCUUUAUGGUCCCUCUCCCCCCAGCACGCCUCGGCAGAGGAAGCGUCUGUCAACCAAACACCAGAGGAAUAAUGUAGGGAGGCCCACCAGUCGAGCUAAUGUGAAAGAAAAAAUGAAUGCACCAAACCAACCUCCACAUAAAGACACUGGAAAAACUGUGGAGAAUGUGGAAGAAUACAGCUAUAAGCAGGAGAAAAAGGUCCGAGCAGCUCUUAGAACGACGGAGCCGGAUCAUAAGAAGAACGUGCAGUGCUCGUUCAUGUUGGACCCAGUGGGUGGGUCUUUGCCCAAAAAAUCAAUUCCAGAUGUGGAUCUCAAUAAGCCUUACCUCAGUCUUGGCUGCAGCAAUGCUAAGCUUCCGGUGUCUGUGCCCAUGCCGAUAGCCAGAACUGCACGCCAGACUUCUAGGACUGACUGUCCAGCAGAUCGCUUAAAAUUUUUUGAAACUCUACGACUUCUACUAAAGCUUACCUCAGUCUCAAAGAAGAAGGACAGGGAGCAAAGAGGACAGGAAAAUACGUCUGCUUUCUGGUUUAACCGAUCUAAUGAACUGAUCUGGUUAGAGCUACAAGCCUGGCAUGCAGGACGGACCAUUAACGACCAGGACCUCUUUUUAUAUACAGCCCGUCAAGCCAUCCCAGAUAUUAUCAAUGAAAUCCUUACUUUCAAAGUUAAUUACGGGAGCUUUGCCUUUGUUAGAAAUGGAGCUAGUUUUAAUGGUACUUUGGUAGAAGGGCAGUGCAGAGCCCCUCAUGGGACAAAGGUUGCAGGUUACCCAACAUAUCAUGAGCACCUCCAACGCCAGAGGGUGUCAUUUGAGCAGGUCAAACGGAUAAUGGAGCUGCUGGAGUACAUAGAGGCACUUUAUCCAUCGUUGCAGGCUCUUCAAAAGGACUAUGAAAAAUACGCUGCAAAAGACUUCCAGGACAGGGUGCAGGCACUCUGUUUGUGGUUAAACAUCACGAAAGACUUAAAUCAGAAAUUAAGGAUUAUGGGCACUGUUUUGGGCAUCAAGAAUUUAUCUGACAUUGGCUGGCCAGUGUUUGAAAUCCCUUCCCCACGACCAUCCAAAGGCAAUGAGCCCGAAGAUGGGGGUGAGGACACAGAAGGAGAGUUGAAAGAGUUGGAAAGCAGUACAGACGAGAGUGAAGGAGAACAAAUCUCUGAUCCAAGGGUACCAGAAACCAGGCAGCCCACUGACAGCAGUUUCAACAUCCAGUCACCGGAUUGCGUAACUAAGAAGCUCGAGAGGCUUGAAUCUGAGGACGAUUCUGUUGGCUGGGGAACACCAGACUGCAGCACAGAAACAGGCUUUAGUAGACAUUGUCUGACUUCUAUUUAUAGACCGUUUGUAGACAAAGCACUGAAGCAGAUGGGGUUAAGAAAGUUAAUUUUAAGACUUCACAAGCUGAUGGAUGGUUCCUUGCAAAGGGCACGUAUAGCACUGGUAAAGAGUGACCGUCCAGUGGAGUUUUCUGAAUUUCCGGAUCCCAUGUGGGGUUCUGAUUACGUGCAGCUGUCCAGGACGCCGCCUUCCUCGGAGCAGAAGUGCAGCGCUGUCUCGUGGGAUGAGCUGAAGUCCAUGGAUUUACCCUCAUUCGAACCUGCCUUCCUGGUCCUCUGUCGAGUCCUUCUGAAUGUCAUACACGAAUGUCUCAAGUUAAGGUUGGAACAGAGACCUGCUGGAGAACCAUCUCUCUUGAGUAUUAAGCAGAUGGUGAGAGAGUGUAAGGAGGUGCUGAAGGGUGGCCUUCUGAUGAAGCAGUACUACCAGUUCAUGCUGCACGAGGUCCUGGACCACCUGGAGGAGACCGACUGCAACAUCGACGCCUUCGAGGAGGAUCUGCACAAAAUGCUGAUGGUAUAUUUUGAUUACAUGAGAAGCUGGAUCCAAAUGCUACAGCAGUUACCUCAGGCAUCUCAUAGUUUAAAGAAUCUGUUAGAAGAAGAAUGGAAUUUCACCAAAGAAAUAAUCCAUUACAUCCGGGGAGGAGAAGCACAGGCUGGAAAACUUUUCUGUGACAUUGCAGGAAUGCUGCUGAAAUCUACAGGAAGCUUUCUAGAAUCCGGCUUGCAGGAGAGCUGCGCAGAGUUCUGGACCAGUGCUGAUGACAGCAGUGCUUCAGAUGAAAUAAGGAGAUCUGUUAUAGAGAUCAGUCGAGCACUGAAGGAGCUCUUUCACGAGGCUAGAGAAAGAGCCUCCAAAGCACUUGGAUUUGCUAAAAUGCUGAGAAAGGACCUGGAAAUAGCUGCAGAGUUCAUACUUUCAGCCCCAGUUAGAGACCUUCUGGAUGUCCUGAAAUCAAAACAGUACGUUAAGGUACAAAUUCCUGGCUUAGAAAACUUGCAGGUGUUUGUCCCAGACUCCCUUGCUGAGGAGAAGAGUAUUAUUUUGCAGCUACUCAACGCAGCCGCAGGGAAGGACUGCUCGAAAGACUCCUACGAACUACUAAUUGACGCCUAUCUGCUUCUAACCAAGCAUAGUGACCGCACUCAGGACUCAGAUGGCAGCUGGGCCACGUGGGAGGCACAGCCUGUCAAAAUUGUGCCUCAGGUGGAGACUGUUGAUACCUUGAGAAGCAUGCAGGUGGAUAAUCUUUUACUAGUUGUCAUGGAGUCUGCGCAUCUCAUAAUUCACAGAAAAACUUUCCAGCAGUCCACUGAAGGACUCAUGACGCUACGCCAGGAGCAGACAUCCAGUCAGCCCGUCAUCGCCAGGGCUUUGCAGCAGCUGAAGAAUGAUGCAUUAGAGCUUUGCAACAGAAUAAGUGAUGCCAUUGACCGGGUGGACCACAUGUUCACUUCAGAAUUUGACGCUGAAGUUGAUGAAUCUGAAUCUGCUACAUUGCAGCAGUAUUAUCGAGAAGCCAUGAUUCAAGGGUACAAUUUUGGGUUCGAGUAUCAUAAAGAAGUCGUUCGUUUGAUGUCUGGCGAGUUUAGACAGAAGAUAGGAGACAAGUAUAUAAGCUUUGCCCGGAAAUGGAUGAAUUACGUCCUGACUAAAUGUGAGAGUGGUAGAGGGACAAGACCCAGGUGGGCAACUCAAGGUUUUGACUUCCUGCAAGCCAUUGAACCUGCUUUCAUUUCAGCUUUACCAGAAGAUGACUUCCUGAGUUUACAAGCCCUGAUGAAUGAAUGCAUUGGCCAUGUAAUAGGAAAGCCGCACAGUCCUAUUACAGGUUUGUACCUUGCCAUUCAUCGGAACAGCCCCCGUCCUGUGAAGGUACCACGAUGCCAUAGCGACCCUCCUAACCCGCAUCUGAUUAUCCCAACUCCAGAGGGAUUCAGCACCCGGAGCGUGCCUGCGGACACGCGGAGCCUCAGCAGCCCCGCCGCUGCCACUGUCACUGCCACCGCCGCCAGCGGUCGCCCCGGCCCCUCCGGCAGCGACUCUGCGCCACCCAAACCCAUCAGCAGUGCCCAUGAGACCAGGGGUUCCAGCGUCCCUGAGAAUGAUCGAUUGGCUUCCAUAGCGGCCGAAUUGCAGUUUAGGUCCCUGAGUCGUCACUCGAGCCCCACCGAGGAGCGAGAUGAACCAGCAUAUCCAAAAGGUGAUUCAAGUGGGUCAACUCGAAGAAGUUGGGAACUUCGGACACUUAUCAGUCAGACUAAGGAUACUGCUUCUAGGCAAGGACCCAUAGAAGCUAUUCAGAAGUCAGUCCGACUGUUUGAAGAAAAGAGAUAUCGAGAAAUGAGGAGAAAGAAUAUCAUUGGUCAAGUUUGUGAUACCCCUAAGUCUUAUGACAAUGUUAUGCACGUUGGCUUGAGGAAGGUGACCUUUAAGUGGCAAAGAGGAAACAAAAUUGGGGAAGGGCAGUAUGGGAAGGUCUAUACCUGUAUCAACGUGGACACCGGUGAACUGAUGGCCAUGAAGGAGAUUCGCUUUCAACCUAAUGACCACAAAACUAUCAAGGAAACGGCAGACGAACUGAAAAUCUUCGAAGGCAUCAAGCACCCCAAUCUGGUUCGGUAUUUUGGUGUGGAGCUGCAUAGGGAAGAAAUGUACAUCUUCAUGGAGUACUGUGACGAGGGUACCUUAGAGGAGGUGUCGAGGCUGGGACUUCAGGAGCACGUCAUCAGGCUGUAUUCUAAGCAGAUCACCGUUGCAAUCAAUGUCCUCCACGAGCAUGGCAUAGUUCACCGUGACGUUAAAGGUGCCAACAUCUUCCUUACCUCAUCUGGACUAAUCAAGCUGGGAGAUUUUGGAUGUUCAGUAAAGCUUAAAAACAAUGCUCAGACCAUGCCUGGUGAGGUGAAUAGCACGCUGGGGACAGCAGCAUACAUGGCCCCAGAAGUCAUCACUCGCGCCAAAGGAGAAGGCCACGGGCGUGCGGCCGACAUCUGGAGUCUAGGGUGUGUCGUCAUAGAGAUGGUGACUGGCAAGAGACCUUGGCAUGAAUAUGAGCACAACUUUCAGAUUAUGUACAAAGUGGGAAUGGGGCAUAAGCCACCAAUCCCUGAAAGAUUAAGCCCAGAAGGAAAGGACUUCCUUUCUCACUGCCUAGAAAGUGAGCCCAGGAUGAGGUGGACGGCCAGCCAGCUCCUCGACCAUUCCUUCGUCAAGGUUUGCACAGAUGAAGAAUGAAGCUAAUCACUGUGGCCUAGGAGUGUGUGUACUCGGAAAAUUCUCUUAAUCACUACUGUAUGUAAUAUUUACAUAAGGACUGUGCCGAGAAGCAGUAUAAGCCUUUUUAACCUUCCAAGACUGAAGACUGCACAGGUGACAAGCGUCACUUCUCCUGCUGCUCCUGUCUGUUCGACGUGGCACGGGGCCCUCCCGAGUGAUGGUGUCUACGAGGUAAAGAAGCUGCAUGUUAAGUGCCAUUACUACUGUACACGGACCACCGCCUCCGUCACCUCUGUUUCUCGGGUGACUGAGAACCGUGACAUCAGUGUAGUAUUUUUGACCUUUCUAGGUUCAAAAGCAGUUGUAGUGUUAUCAGGCGUCCUGGGCCUUGUUGAUCUCGUUUGUCGAGUGCACUGACUGUGAAACCUCACCUGUUGUUGUUGGCAAGCCACGGGUUUGUUAUGCAAAAGGCUGAUUAAUGAAAUUUAAGAAAAAGGUUCUUUUUUCAAUAAAUGGUUUAUUUUAGGAAA
Molecule: messenger RNA, 9176 nt
Organism: Delphinapterus leucas (beluga whale)
Lineage: Eukaryota; Metazoa; Chordata; Mammalia; Artiodactyla; Monodontidae
Gene: MAP3K4
Product: mitogen-activated protein kinase kinase kinase 4
Biological process (GO): MAPK cascade; protein phosphorylation
Molecular function (GO): ATP binding; protein kinase activity
Source: RefSeq, a predicted model, not a curated record